CUGCGACCUUUCUUGGUGUUCUCCUGUUCAUACCUUGAUCAAGUCCAGUCUCCUCCAAAAUUUCAAACAUUUGCCAAAAACCUGGACACGAAAAAGGGUUUUCUUCUGAGUUUAAUGUUGGAAACUUUCAGCCUGCCAUUUCCAGGAAAAUGUUUCACCGCCGUGUGGAUUCGCAAUCGUGAAUCAGAGAUGAAGUCUUGAUGGAGGACCAGAAAGCAAACUGGAUCGGUUGCUCAUCGGUUCUCGCUCUGAUCACCGUGAUCGCCGUUGCCCGUGCGACCCUCCGGCUUUCCAAGGCAUUUUACCUUGUUGUCGGUGUGGACGUUGCGUUGAUCCUCUCGGUCUUCGUCUGGCUUGUGGUAAGGAGGCACUACAACCACCGGCGGGUACUGCUCGAGUCACGCUUGGCCGAGGGCCGUGAGCUCAGGAUCGAGUACAGUUUCCUCCGCAAAGUCGCCGGUGUCCCGACCAAGUUCCGGUACAAGGAGAUCGAGGAGGCGACCGACGGCUUCCAGGCCCUGCUGGGCCGGGGCGCUUCUGCGUCGGUCUUCAAAGGGAUACUGAGUGACGGCACAGCCGUAGCGGUCAAGCGUAUUGAUGGCCAGGAGCGUGGCGAGAAAGAGUUCCGGUCGGAAGUCUCCGCGAUAGCCAGCGUGCAGCACAUGAACCUCGUGCGCCUGAUCGGCUAUUGUUGCGUCCCUUCUGGGCCGCGCUUCUUGAUCUACGAGUUCAUCCAGAACGGCUCGCUGGAUUGCUGGAUUUUCCCCAAGUCGGGCCGGAGGAGCCGGCCAGGAGGCUGCUUGUCGUGGGACCAGAGGUAUCGGGUGGCGCUCGACGUGGCCAAGGCGCUUUCGUACCUCCACCACGAUUGCCGGUCUUGCGUCCUACACCUCGAUGUCAAGCCUGAGAACAUACUCAUUGAUGAGAAUUACCGGGCUGUCGUCACCGAUUUCGGCCUAUCGAAACUGAUGGGGAAAGAUGAAAGCCGGGUCGUCACUACUAUUAGAGGGACAAGAGGGUACUUGGCCCCGGAGUGGCUAUUGGAGCACGGAAUUUCCGAGAAGUCGGACAUCUAUAGCUACGGGAUGGUCCUACUUGAGAUGAUCGGAGGGCAAAGGAACGUGUGCUUGAUCGAGAAAGGGAACAGCCGGGCAGGGAGGAAGUGGCGAUACUUCCCCAAGAUCGUCGCCGAGAAAUUGAGGGAAGGGAGGCUCAUGGAGGCGGUCGAUCGCCGGCUGUUGGCAGACGGGGGCGUCGAUGAGAGGGAAGUGAGGAGGCUGGUUUUCGUGGCCCUAUGGUGCAUCCAAGAGAGGGCGAGACUCAGGCCGAGCAUGGCCCGGGUGGUUGAGAUGCUCGAGGGCCGCGUGGCGUUCGACGAACCCCCUGAUACGGCGAUGAUCGUGGUCGACCUCUUAUCGGUUGACGAGGAGGAGCAAAACAAUCCGAAUUGCCCUAAAGUUGCUGGAUUAACAGCACAUACUGUGGAGUCUAAUGUUGCAAGUUCUUCAAAUUCAUUUGCAAUGUCUGUUCUCUCUCCCAGAUAGCUCCAAUGAAAUGUGCCAUCAUCAAAAACAGGAUUGGUUGCUUUUUGGUUGGAACUCCUGAUUCUUUUGCCUCUUUCUGUCAAUUAUUUUCAAACCAUUCAACUGUCGAUCUCUUUCUCUGCAAAGGAUGAAUCGAGGUUUUGAUCUGAGCAAUUGGCAU
Messenger RNA from Rhodamnia argentea, 1704 nucleotides. RefSeq names its product probable receptor-like protein kinase At5g20050. NCBI's taxonomy places the organism in Eukaryota, Viridiplantae, Streptophyta, Magnoliopsida, Myrtales, Myrtaceae. Gene Ontology annotation, biological process: protein phosphorylation. The transcript has a single exon. Gene Ontology annotation, molecular function: protein kinase activity; ATP binding. The coding region runs from base 201 to 1544 and encodes 447 amino acids. The record is from RefSeq and is a predicted model, not a curated record.